Nicotiana tabacum (common tobacco) is the source of this 2729-nucleotide messenger RNA. The record is from RefSeq and is a predicted model, not a curated record. NCBI's taxonomy places the organism in Eukaryota, Viridiplantae, Streptophyta, Magnoliopsida, Solanales, Solanaceae.
CUACCCACAUAUCUCUUAGAGCCACAAGGAGCCAAUCCCUAAAUAAAUCCUCAAAAGUCAUUUUAAGGCCACUCUUUCCUCAUUUUCUCCUCCCAUAUAUCACCUCCUCUUCACUCUCUUUUCUCUUUGAGACAAAACAUCAAACACCUUACUGGUAAAGCCAUGGCGUCUUCUUCUUCUCUCACUCUCUCUCAAGCUAUCCUCUCUCGUUCUGUCCCUCGCCAUGGCUCUGCCUCUUCUUCUCAACUUUCCCCUUCUUCUCUCACUUUUUCCGGCCUUAAAUCCAAUCCCAAUAUCACCACCUCCCGCCGCCGUACUCCUUCCUCCGCCGCCGCCGCCGCCGUCGUAAGGUCACCGGCGAUUCGUGCCUCAGCUGCAACCGAAACUAUAGAGAAAACUGAGACUGCCCUUGUUGACAAAUCUGUAAACACGAUUCGAUUUUUGGCUAUUGAUGCUGUCGAAAAGGCGAAUUCGGGUCAUCCGGGUUUGCCCAUGGGUUGUGCUCCGAUGGGUCAUAUAUUGUACGAUGAGGUUAUGAGGUAUAACCCGAAAAACCCGUAUUGGUUUAAUCGGGAUCGGUUUGUUCUAUCAGCUGGACAUGGUUGUAUGCUUCAGUAUGCUUUGCUUCAUCUAGCUGGCUAUGAUGCUGUCAGGGAAGAGGACUUGAAGAGCUUCCGUCAGUGGGGAAGCAAAACCCCUGGACACCCUGAAAACUUUGAGACACCUGGUGUUGAAGUCACCACCGGGCCUCUGGGACAAGGUAUUGCCAACGCCGUUGGCUUGGCUCUUGUGGAGAAACACUUGGCUGCUCGUUUCAAUAAGCCUGACGCUGAGAUUGUAGACCACUACACAUAUGUUAUUCUCGGUGAUGGUUGCCAGAUGGAGGGUAUUUCACAAGAAGCUUGUUCCCUUGCUGGACACUGGGGACUUGGAAAGCUGAUUGCUUUCUAUGAUGACAACCACAUCUCAAUUGAUGGUGACACAGAAAUCGCUUUCACUGAGGAUGUUGGUGCCCGUUUUGAGGCUCUUGGGUGGCACGUAAUCUGGGUGAAGAACGGUAACACUGGUUAUGAUGAGAUUCGUGCUGCUAUUAAGGAAGCAAAAACUGUCACAGACAAACCCACUAUGAUCAAGGUGACUACAACCAUUGGUUUUGGCUCGCCCAACAAGGCAAACAGUUACAGUGUACAUGGAAGUGCACUUGGAGCUAAGGAAGUAGAGGCCACCAGGAGUAACUUGGGAUGGCCUUAUGAGCCUUUCCACGUGCCUGAAGAUGUCAAGAGCCAUUGGAGUCGUCAUGUUACCGAGGGUGCUGCUCUUGAAGCUGGAUGGAAUACCAAGUUUGCUGAAUAUGAGAAGAAGUACCCAGAGGAAGCUGCAGAACUCAAAUCCAUUACAACUGGUGAACUACCUGCUGGCUGGGAGAAAGCUCUGCCUACCUACACACCUGAAAGUCCAGCGGAUGCCACCAGAAACCUGUCCCAACAAAACCUGAAUGCUCUUGCCAAGGUUCUUCCUGGUUUCCUUGGUGGUAGUGCUGAUCUUGCCUCAUCAAACAUGACCCUCAUGAAAAUGUUUGGUGACUUCCAAAAGAACACCCCAGAGGAGCGUAAUCUAAGGUUUGGUGUUCGUGAACAUGGUAUGGGAGCCAUAUGUAAUGGUAUUGCUCUACACAGCCCUGGCUUGAUUCCCUACUGUGCUACUUUCUUUGUGUUCACCGACUACAUGAGAGGAGCUAUGAGAAUUUCAGCCUUGUCUGAGGCUGGAGUUAUUUAUGUUAUGACCCACGAUUCAAUUGGUCUAGGAGAAGAUGGGCCUACCCAUCAACCCAUUGAGCACUUGGCAAGUUUCCGUGCAAUGCCCAACAUUCUGAUGUUCCGUCCAGCAGAUGGCAACGAGACAGCGGGAGCUUACAAGGUGGCUGUCCUCAAGAGGAAGACACCAUCAAUCCUUGCCCUCUCUCGGCAAAAGUUGCCACAACUUGCUGGAAGUUCUAUUGAAGGAGCAGCAAAGGGUGGCUACAUUUUAUCAGACAAUUCUUCUGGCAACAAACCUGAUGUCAUUUUGAUUGGUACUGGCUCAGAGUUAGAAAUUGCUGUCAAGGCUGCUGAUGAACUCAGGAAAGAAGGAAAAGCAGUGAGAGUUGUUUCCUUUGUUUGUUGGGAGCUUUUUGAAGAACAAUCAGCCGACUACAAGGAAAGUGUCCUUCCAUCAUCUGUUACAGCUAGAGUUAGCAUUGAGGCUGGAUCCACAUUUGGGUGGGAGAAAUAUGUCGGAUCAAAGGGGAAGGCCAUCGGAAUUGACAGAUGGGGUGCCAGUGCCCCUGCUGGAAAAAUAUACAAGGAGUACGGAAUUACAGCAGAGGCUGUUGUAGCUGCAGCUAAACAAGUUUCUUAGGCUUUAUUACUUACCCUUGGUUGCUGGUGUCUACCAAAUUUGUUUUCAUUUUGAAACUGAGGUUGGAGAUAACGGUGGAAACCAAUACCAAACGGACUCGGCAGUUCACUGUUGCCUGGUAUUUUCAAUAAAAACUAUUUCUUCAUCUGUCCUUUGUUUUCUUCAGUUUUAGUAGCGGAGCGGCCAAAAUGAAUCCAAGAUGAGGAUAGAAAUAGGAUUAUGGAUGCUCCUGACCAUGUACACUUAAAACAUAUCUGUGAGUUUUGUAAUUUUAUUUGGUCGAGUGAUACCAAGAUCUCAUUUUCAAUUGGAAAUUCAUGUCUUUUGAUAAA